Molecule: messenger RNA, 1272 nt
Organism: Rhizoctonia solani
Lineage: Eukaryota; Fungi; Basidiomycota; Agaricomycetes; Cantharellales; Ceratobasidiaceae
Exons: 10
Coding region: 1-1272 (423 amino acids)
Source: RefSeq, a predicted model, not a curated record
AUGUUAGCCACCUUUUCAAGUGCGGUUAUUGCAAGUGCAUUGUUAGCUAGCUCAGUCAAAGCGGGCGAUCACUUUAUUCUGUCUCAAUGCCGCGACCUCUCUUACACUCGUGUUGAUCCCAUGACCAAUCCUGGGGGUGUUGGUCCACACGUACACAACAUAGUUGGGGCAUCUAUUUUCAGUCCCGAUUCCGGCUCUCCCGAUGUUCUGCAGCAAGCCAAAUGCUCGUCGACCAUGAUUCAGGAUGACAAGUCCAAUUAUUGGUCUCCCUUGGUUUACUAUAACCACGGUAAUGGCUCAUAUUCCCCCAUGAUCAGUUCCACUCGCAUCUAUUACUUCUUGAAACCGCUUAAUGGGACCACUCCGGUUAAGGCUUUCCCGAGGGGUUUGAGGAUGUUGGGCGGUGGUUAUGCCGAUCAUCGUCCAGAGCAAUACCCUCCUAGGGGUGAACUAAGCUAUGAACAACAACAGGCCCUGGAUCCUCGUAUUAACGCUAUCAAAUGGGGAUGCUCUGCGGGUGCUGUGCAAGGUCAAGGAAAUGGUGGAUCGCUCCCUGGCCAGCGACCAUACCUGCCUAAUGAUGCUCCCAAUGGCUGUGGAGUCCUCAACGCUGGUCUGUUCUUCCCGAGCUGUGGCGACGGUCGCUUGGAUUCAGAUAACCACUUUGAUCACAUGAGCUAUCCUUUGGAUGGUCCUAAUGGAUAUAACUGUCCUGCAAGUCAUCCCAAUAAAUACCCAACAAUUUUCCUAGAACAUUUCUAUUUCCCUAGCGAGAAUCAACCUUAUCGCGGUCCAAACCAGGAUAAUUGGAUUCUUUCCAACGGCGAUGCAACUGGUCUCAACAUGCACGGCGAUUUUAUCAAUGGCUGGAACCAAGACACGCUUGAACAAACAUUGCAACAAUGCAAUACCCCAAAUGCACCCGAGGAGCACCUUCAGAACUGUGCUCCUCUUGCCAAGAGCUUGAGUGUAGAGGCGGCUGACAAAUGUGUCAGUGAAGGAAAUAUUGCUGAUGAGGAUAUUGGUUUAUUUGCCCCGAUUACUGGCUUGCCUGGGUGCAACCCUUACUGGCCAGCAGAGUCUCGCUACAAGCCUUCUUGCAAGUCCAGCGGUGAUGUAGGGUUGGCUCAGCCCCGUGGUCGUUGCGUAUAUCCCGAUUUUAAGCUCAACCUCCCGACCAAUGGUGGAUCCAAGACCAAGACCUUCUCGAACCGUAAGGCGCGCUCCCAUUCUCAGCGUCACCGUGACUGGCAAAGCCGGAUGAUCAACUGA